CGCCCGGGCCCGGGGCGCGGUGCUGGCUCGGCAGAGUGCGGGGCCGCCGCUGCCGUGGAGCUGCUGGGCUCCUCUGGGCUGGGCAGGGCCCGAGCACGGAUCCUGCCCCGCGAAGGAGGGCAGUCUGGCAGGGGAGCUGCGGGGACCGCCAGUCCUCGUCUCUGCUUCCAGCUACUUCCUGAGGGCGUUUAUUUACACGGUGCUGUUGGUUUAUGUUAUGGCCGGUCUGCAGCAUUUUUUCUGGUUAUCUUGUAUUUUCUGGUGGCAGCUGACCUUCCCCAGCCCGUGGCAGAUGCCUGCAUGCCCCUCUCUGCGCAGAGAAACCCAUCACUCGGGGCUGGCCACCCCUGUGUCGGGCGUGGGUACUGGCAUGCGGCGGGCAGGGACGGUGACGGGGGUCCCAGCAUGCGGGAGCUCUCGGCAACCACCACGCUGGUGGUGCCACACCAUGCUGCAAGAGCAGUGGCUGCCCUGCUCCGGCGCGGGGGGAAGCACAUCCCCGCAGGGAGCAUUGUGCAGUGGCUGCAGGGGUGGCUCCGGCAGACCCUGAGCCAAGCCGUCGGUGCUUGGAGGCUGGGGUGAUGCUCAGGCAUUCGUCCGGCACGGUGCUCGUCCACGGGGCUCUGCUGCCCGUCAGCUUGGCGAGGCGGGGCCAUGCGUUGGUGUUUUGCCACCUGGCAGGGCACGGUGCCGGCCCGGACGUGGUUCAGCAGCAGCAGCUGCUCUCCGGGGUGAGGUGAAGCCACGGGCCGUGGUGAGCUCCUUGUCUCAUGAGGGUGAUGGCUCGGACUUGGCCAGUGCCCGGUGCCUCCAUCGCCGCCUCCUGCCAGGCUGAGGUUGAUGGUGGCUCCCAUGUUGCUGGUGCUGAGCAGGAGGGGAAGCUGCCUGCCCUUCCGCACACGGCACUGGGGACAGGUUUUGCCACGGGUUCCCCUUCCCAGCUGGCACCCGCAGGACGUGGGGGCACGGUGGGGGUUUUCUCUGUGAGAGAUCUGCCGGCAAGAUGUGGAGGUGCCGAUCCCAAGCGAGUGAUCCACUGUGCCCUUGUGUGUUCGAAGGAGGCGGAGGCGCUGGAGACGGAGGCCAAGCUGUUUGAGGACCUGGAGUUCCAGCAGCUGGAGCGGGAGAGCCACCUCGAGGAGGAGCGCGAGGUGCGGGGCCAGCAGCUCCUGCAGAGCCGGGCCGAGUGCCACCGCAGCAUCGCCCGCAGGAAGGAGCGCGUGGCCGCGCUGGAUGCCCAGGCUGCCCAGAUCCGGCUGCAGAGCGCCCAGGAGGCUGAGCGCCUGGCCAGGGAGAGGAAUGGCGUCCUGCAGCUCCUGCAGAAGGAGAAGGAGAAGCUCGUGUCUCUGGAGAGGCGCUACCAGCUCGUCACAGGUGGCAGGAGCUUCCCCAAAAUGUCUUCAGCUCUCAGAGAGGAGACCCUCCAUAUCUCAGAGCCUUAUCAGCUGUUGGAGGGAACUAAGCCCCUGAGCCCCCUGCCAGCAGCAGCUGCCUCCUUAGCUUCUCCUGCCACCUGCUCCUACCCCAAGGCACAAGAGGAGUACAUGAGGCUGUCUGACGUUUUCAGGUUCUGCAGCAAUGUGCACGGCCCCAGCCCGGACACUAAAGCUUCUGCCGCUGCCCCUGCUGCCGCUCAGCGCUCUUUCUUGCUUGCUGUACCUCCCGCAGCUGACGAGUAUGUGACCAUUGAGCAGCUCUCGGGCAUCCUGGGCGGCCUCUGUGCCCCUGCUGCUUCCCCGCUGGGCGGCACCCCUCUGGCUCCUUCAUCCUCAGGCUGCGCUCCUCCUCCUCCUCUUCCAUCUCUCUCUUCUUCCUCCGUCUUUGCAGAGAUGGAGCAGCAGCUGCUGGGGGGCCCGGUGUGGCUCCCAGCUCUUGAUUUAGAGAAGUGGUACCAGGAGGCCAUGGCUGGCUUUGAGACCUCCUCCUCCUCUGUCUCCCCUCCUUCUUCCCCUCCUCCACUUCCAGCUAAAGCUCAUUCCUCUCACAAGCCUCUCCAGGUCUAUCGUGCCAAAACAGAGGGUGACACUGGUGCUCUCACCCCUCGGAUGAAGAGCGGGACCCCCUCGUCCUCGCAGCUCAACCUCUCCGUGCUGGGACGCAGCCCCUCACCCAAGGGCCCCCCAAGCCCGGCAGGCAGCCUGCCCCGCAACCUGGCAGCCACGCUGCAGGACAUCGAGACCAAGCGUCAGCUGGCCCUGCAGCAGAAGGGUGAGCUCCCAGCAGAGCCCUCGCAGCCAGGCAAUCUACCAGGUCAGCAGGUGAUCGAGGAGCAGAAGCGGCGGCUGGCGGAGCUGAAGCAGAAAGCAGCUGCCGAGGCUCAGUCGCAGUGGGAAGCCCUGCACGGGCAGACCCCCUUCCCCGCUGCCUUCCCCCCACUCGUGCAUCACUCCAUCCUCCACCACCACCGUCCCCACGGUGUCGGGCCCCGGACAGAGGAGCUGGACCACGCCUACGACACCCUCAGCCUGGAGAGCUCAGACAGCAUGGAGACCAGCAUCUCCACCAGCAACAACUCCGCCUGCUCACCCGACAAUGUCUCAAGUGCCAGCGGGAUGGAGGUGGGGAAGAUCGAGGAGAUGGAGAAGAUGCUGAAGGAGGCGCAUGCGGAGAAGUCGCGGCUGAUGGAGUCACGGGAGCGAGAGAUGGAGCUGCGGCGGCAGGCGCUGGAGGACGAGCGCCGGCGCCGGGAGCAGCUGGAACGUCGGCUGCAGGAUGAGACUGCUCGGCGGCAGAAGCUGGUGGAGAAGGAGGUCAAGCUGCGGGAGAAGCACUUCUCGCAGGCUCGUCCCCUGACACGGUACCUCCCCAUCCGCAAAGAGGAUUUCGACCUGCGGCUACACAUUGAGUCCUCGGGCCACAGUGUGGACACGUGUUACCACGUCAUCCUAACAGAGAAGAUGUGCAAGGGCUACCUGGUCAAGAUGGGUGGCAAGAUCAAGUCUUGGAAGAAGCGCUGGUUUGUCUUUGACCGCAUGAAGCGCACCCUCUCCUACUACGUGGAUAAACACGAAACGAAGCUGAAGGGAGUCAUCUACUUCCAAGCCAUCGAAGAGGUUUACUACGACCACCUCCGCAGCGCCGCAAAGAGCCCCAACCCUGCUCUCACCUUCUGCGUCAAGACCCACGACCGCCUCUACUUCAUGGUGGCGCCCUCGGCUGAGGCCAUGCGCAUCUGGAUGGACGUCAUUGUCACCGGGGCCGAGGGCUACACGCAGUUCAUGAACUGAGGGGUCAGUGCGGCCCACCCCCCACCCGCCAGCUGUUUGGACUCGAGUGCCCCCAGCACCCCCGAGCGGGGGAGACAGUCCAAGGGCCGUGGAGGGGCCAGGCCAAGCCCAGCGCCGUGUGGCGCUGAGCAUCACCUGCUCCCCCACGGGAAUAGUUUGUUUUUUUUUAUGCUGACUUUCUAAACACACAAUUUAUUGGAAACAUAUCAAAGUGCUGAAAUGUAAAAAGCUGCCAAAGACCUGCCGGCGCCCAG
This is a messenger RNA of Athene cunicularia (burrowing owl), 3481 nucleotides long. RefSeq names its product pleckstrin homology like domain family B member 1 (gene PHLDB1). Bases 771 to 3227 code for a protein of 818 amino acids. Gene Ontology annotation, biological process: regulation of microtubule cytoskeleton organization. Gene Ontology annotation, cellular component: basal cortex. The transcript is spliced from 16 exons. Lineage: Eukaryota; Metazoa; Chordata; Aves; Strigiformes; Strigidae. The record is from RefSeq and is a predicted model, not a curated record.